Molecule: messenger RNA, 1352 nt
Organism: Hordeum vulgare subsp. vulgare (domesticated barley)
Lineage: Eukaryota; Viridiplantae; Streptophyta; Magnoliopsida; Poales; Poaceae
Exons: 1
Coding region: 512-1351 (279 amino acids)
Source: RefSeq, a predicted model, not a curated record
AGGUGCUACGAACUACAGGCCACAACGACGAAAGGUCUUACCUUGUCCAGCCUCCAACCAUGAAUGGCGAGGUAGCUAGACUCAGAGCCUCAAGGCCGCGUCACAGCCGUUGCCAGGCGCCUCCGAAGAAGACCGCAUCUCCAGGGCUGUCCGGGCCAACGUACCUUCCACCCAUAUGUGCCUAGGAGACGACAGGUGGAUGGCAGGACCCAGCCAGAACUAGCGAAGCCAUCGUCUUGGACAUGCCGGCGCCGGCGUACAUUGCGCCCUGGAUGCCCACGCUCUAUGCCGCAGCCCUCAUCACAACAUCGCAGUACCAACAAGCCUCGCCGGAAAGACCAGGGAGGCCACCAUCUCCAGCUGCAGCUUCAGCGACUCCAAAUGCAACCCAAGCAGCACCUUCAAGAAGGGAACGGCGCUGAGACGCCGCCGCUGCCUUGUCCAAUGAAGGACCAAGGGUUUCCCCCGGUGCUCGAGGAGAGGAUCUAGUCCGGGCCAUGACAGCGCCUCCAUGGAGGUAACGGCACCCUCACGUGUCGCCGGUGUCAGCGCAGGCCAUCGCCGCGCAGGGAUUUCGUACCGGCCCAAGACCAGAACCCCAAAUACCUCUAAAGCAGAGCAGACAGGAGACGGGGGAGCAGAUCGCCGGAGACCACCACCAGCACCAAGAGGGAAACCACGUAUCAUCACCGUUGAUGAAGGGAAGCACCGGCCAACGCAGUGUAGCAGCCGCCUGAUGGCUGCCAAACAAGGCCAAACACUGCAGGGGGGCGCGUUGAGCAGGGCUAGUGGCGCCGUCGCAUGGGCCUGCCACCUGCACCAUGUCGCCGCCAACCAUGGCCGCCGCCGCGCUGGCCCGCAGCCUCCGUCACCCGGAUCCGCUGGGGCACAACCAAGCAGCCGCGGACGCACCCCCAAAGGGUCGCACCGCCCGCGUGCUCGCCAUGCCAGAUCUAGAGGCCCGACCCUCUGGAUCUGGGGCCGCCGUCGUGAAACCCUAGGCCCGGAGAAGCACAGCUCCGUCAGCCUCGUCGAGCCCCACGCUCGAGGGGGAAGGCCGCCUGGGAGCGAAGUCCCGCCGCCGCCGGAUACGCCAGGGCUUUGCCCAGCGUGGAGCACCGGUGGCGGCAGUUUCAUCUUUCGAUAUAUGAACUUUUAUUGCCUUGUCGCUGCCUGUUCUUCAUGGAUAUUCAAAGCAAGUUUUCUCAGAAUUCAUGCAAGGACCUUAACGUCAGGACAAAAAUGUACAUCUUGCUUUGGGCCAUCAUCAGGGAGGACACACUUAAUUUAUGCUCACUUUAUCUUUGUCUCUACAUUGGCAAUUCUAUAUAUUUAUUGCCUUCUAGGGUGAA